CUUCGAAAGACCAAAGGUUCCCGUUUUUUUCCCCACAAAUCAUUGGAAAACAGAAACACCGAAAGCAAAACAGCACCGCUACUCUGUGUUUUUCAAAAGCAAAACUGUUUUCAAUCUCUCUCUCUCUCUCUCUCUCUCUCUCCUCUCAACAAUGGCAGCUAAUCCCUCUUCUCUCUCGUCGUCCCCUCACUGUUCUCUCCCACUCAACCGCUCUAUCUCUCCCCGUUUUCAUCGAACCUCGUUGAACCUUGCUUUCUUCAACAACGACCCUCCGAGUCCGAGGCUCGUUUCGGUUCGUGCCCAGAACCCCAGUUCCGAAUCUGGGUCGGGGCCCAAGAUGGCCUCGCAUUUGGAUGGAACAGAAGCUUCGUCGUCUUCUUCGGCCAUUGAUUUCCUCACAUUGUGCCAUCGUCUUAAGACCACAAAGCGGAAGGGAUGGGUCAAUCACGGAAUAAAGGGUCCUGAGUCUAUUGCUGAUCAUAUGUAUCGCAUGGCAUUGAUGGCUUUAAUUGCUGGUGACCUUCCUGGUGUGAACAGGGAAAGGUGCAUCAAGAUAGCAAUUGUGCACGAUAUUGCAGAAGCAAUUGUUGGAGAUAUAACACCAUCUGAUGGUGUGCCUAAACAAGAAAAGAGCAGACUAGAGCAGGCAGCUUUAAAUGAAAUGUGCGAAGUUCUUGGUGGAGGGCUCAGGGCUGAAGAGAUGAAAGAACUAUGGGCAGAGUAUGAAAAUAAUUCUUCUAUUGAGGCUAAUCUUGUGAAAGAUUUUGACAAAGUUGAAAUGAUUCUGCAAGCAUUGGAGUAUGAAACGGAGCAUGGGAAAGUGCUGGAUGAGUUUUUCCUUUCAACAGCAGGGAAAUUUCAAACUGAAAUAGGAAAGAGUUGGGCGGCUGAGAUCAUUUCUAGGAGAAAUUCAAGGUUGGCAAACAGGCCUAAUUGAUAACCAGCUCCACUAGAAGUUCUUACAUUUCUUGGUUGGCAUUAGCCGAUUCCUUUUGAAUUCAAAAUUGCGCUGCCCUCUCACCUGGUCAUCAGAUGUUCCUCGGUCUGAUAUUUUUGCAGUCCAUGAAUGUGAAAGUAUGACAAUCUUACAUCUGACAGCAAGCAUGACAAGGAUUCACCAUCAUUUUCUAAAUGACCAAAGGUGUUGAACUCUUAGAACUCAAAAGGGUAUUAUAUACUAUGGUGCUUACAUUUUAUCUGAUGAAUUUCCAAUAUAAUUCAGCGUCUUUUCGGAUAAUGUAAUUUAGCAUAAUUUUGUAACUGAAUCAAUGUAUGGGCCUAUCCUUGUUGGUUUGGCAUGUGUUUAGUUUUCUGUUUCACAUGUCUCUCUCCUGUAAUUUCACCACCAUCCGCUGAGGAAAAUGGCCUAAAUAUUCUCUCUA
Messenger RNA from Camellia sinensis, 1382 nucleotides. Its product is annotated as 5'-deoxynucleotidase hdd1. NCBI's taxonomy places the organism in Eukaryota, Viridiplantae, Streptophyta, Magnoliopsida, Ericales, Theaceae. Gene Ontology annotation, molecular function: 5'-deoxynucleotidase activity. Gene Ontology annotation, cellular component: cytoplasm. The record is from RefSeq and is a predicted model, not a curated record.